UCCCGGCGCCCACGGCUUAUAUAGUGGGCUUGGGAGCCCGUUCGAACCUGUUUCGCUCUCUCGCCAUAUUCGUCAGAUCCCUCUUCCCAGCACGGCACUUUUGGGCUCUACUUCGUCUGAACGAUCGCCCUGUUCCCCCUAUAUUAACAUCGGGCACCCAUCGACGCCUCACUUCAACAACAGCCACCCAGGUCAACAACAACAAGCACAGACACUUACACGCACGCACCGUCUCUGACACAUACAAAUACCUACCGAUACAACGUCACGCUACUUCUUACCACACAGACAACCUCCUCCCUACCAACUUCCACAUUCAUCUCAUCACACCGCAUCUUGUGUGUGCUCAACAUGUUCGGCCGACAACAACGAAGGACGACCCAGUUCCCCAAGCGGAGCAGCUCAGGCUAUUCGUGGCCCGAGAGCGAUAGUGAGGACGACAUCGUCAUCCGGCCUUGUGCCCCGAACGAGAAGUCCGACGCCUCCGUCACCAUGACCGAGUACGCCCCGGCGCCAACCGCCGCGGGAGCAGAACAGCCCGUAGGCAACCCGAGACCCUCCCUGACCGGCCGCCGCUCCUCCGCCGAGGACGCCGACCUCGAGGCCCUCUGGGAGUGCAUGCUGGAGCUGCAGCAAAAGUACCACUGCUAUAACUCGACGCGCAUGGAGAUUGCGGCCGACCGCGAGGAUGCCAUGGACAUGAUGCCUACCAAGUGCUGCAUGGACAUGCUCAACGACUCCAUCGAGUCCCUCCCCGAGGAUGGCUGGAAGAAGCUUAGCAAAUUCCUCGUCACUGACUUCGACACUUGCCAAAAGUCGCAAAAGUGGAAGUUUUGGAAGCACGUCUGAGGGCGACCUUUCUGCUUGUUCUCGGGUGAUCCGAUCAUUGGGGUUUUUUCUUCCCCCUCCGCCCUUUUCUUCUUCUUCUUUAGCGACGCGAAGAGCUUCUGGCUCUGAUUAGAAUGAUACCCCCCCCUUUUUUAUUUUCAUGCAAAAAAGUCUUAUAUUUGGAUUGGGAUUGUUACGGCGUUGGUAUGCUACGGCUCACAUGGUUUAUGGCGACGUGGGGUUGCCCGGCAUCAUCCCAAAUUUCUUUUUUUUUGGUGGUAAUUCUUUUUAGAAUUCAAUUUUGCUCUAUAGCCGGUAGUCAGAUGUCAA
Colletotrichum destructivum is the source of this 1158-nucleotide messenger RNA. RefSeq lists its product as uncharacterized. The transcript has 2 exons. Bases 352 to 849 code for a protein of 165 amino acids. NCBI's taxonomy places the organism in Eukaryota, Fungi, Ascomycota, Sordariomycetes, Glomerellales, Glomerellaceae. The record is from RefSeq and is a predicted model, not a curated record.